UUUUGUUAUUGGCUUGUUGACAACUCUUUGGCCAAUUAGAUACGGUUUUGUUAAUUGUCUUUUCAUUCCUGAUCAAAAUAUGGAACACGAAAGUAUGUCAGACUGAAAAAUUAAGGAUUCGGUUGUCUUAUAACACUCUGCACCCUUUACAUUUCUCGACAAUCUGAAAGUACGACCAGACACUAUGGACGACUCCAGCAAUGGUUUGGGGAUGGAUCCCGAGGAUUUUACUUCGGUAACGCAGGUUUACAUGGAAUAUGAUAACGAUGAUGACUGCAGCAUCGGCAACCCCACUUGUUCAAGAUUUGAUGAUCAUGGGCAUUCUUUUGGGAAUGACAACUCGAUGUCUGCAUCAGAACAUGACAAACAAUUUGAUGAUGAUGAGAGUCGCUACAUCCACAAUACGAUAUCAGAUGACAGGAUAGAAAUGAGCAUUAACCCUGGCAUGAGGGGCGUUCCUGCCAACUUUAACCCCUCCCACGCCACAAUCACCGUAGAAACGUGCGACCCAGAUACGAAAGAAAAAGAAUAUAGAAGAUUUCAGUGUGAUUACAAGGGGUGUACACGGACCUACAGUACUGCCGGAAACUUGAGAACUCAUCAGAAGACCCACAAAGGUGAAUACACAUUUAUCUGUGACCAGCAUGGGUGCGGCAAGGCCUUCCUCACGUCGUACAGUCUGAAAAUCCAUGUCCGCGUACACACGAAGGAGAAGCCUUAUGAAUGCGAGGUCAAAGGGUGCGCCAAAAACUUCAAUACUCUCUAUAGGUUAAGAGCUCACCAAAGAAUUCACACAGGAGACACUUUUGAUUGCAAUGAGGAUGGUUGUACCAAGUUUUUCACGACUCUAAGUGAUUUACGGAAACACAUACGAACACACACAGGCGAAAAACCAUAUCAGUGUGAUGAGAAUGGGUGUGGGAAGGCAUUUGCUGCUAGUCAUCAUUUAAAAACACAUCAAAGGACACAUACAGGUGAAAAACCCUAUACCUGUCAGGAGGAUGGGUGUAGCCGAGCAUUCUCUACUUCCUACAGCCUGAAAACUCACAAAUCCAAACACGAAAAGUCACUGGGGGAUCAGAACUCAAAAGAUGAUACUGCCACUAUUUACAAUGAGGAUGGAAGAUUUCAAUAUAAUAUCUCAGAUUCUGUCCCACAUAGGACAGAGGGCAUUCUAAGUACUUUGGGUCUCUUUGAGAUGGGAGAACAGAAUAACUCAAACACUAAUGAUUAUGUGGACAGACCUGCCAUCACGGAGAUUGUGGACGAGCUGAAGGAUACAGACAACUGUAACAUGUGUGUCUACAACCACACACAUCCGUCAGUGAUGGGCGACACGGAUGUCAACUACUCAAAUCAGAAUCAGCAGCCACCCCAUCACCAAGUCUUCACGGAACUCAAGAAAGACAACCCGGGCAGCCAGCAGCCAAUCAAAGACAUGGUUCAGUUGACUCCUGUUCCGGUCAUCCCGAUCAAUCUGCCAGUGGUGCAGGACAUCCACUCGCUCCAGAACACCGCGCCCAAUCUCCAGCCUCUCGACACACAGCCCAUGUCGAUUCCCGCCGUGCAGACCACGCCCAAAGGUGAUAGCUCGCUGCAGACGGUCACUGCCUUGCCUGUGCUGCAGAGCGGGAGCGAUGUGGUGAAUAGUUCGUCCAUGUUUGUGGAGCACUACCUGAUUACGAAAGUUAUUGAGAAAACUCCUGCGGGUCAGCAGGUCAAGUCAGAAAGCACGCUGCAGCUCACUCCUAGCUUGCCGCCGACACAAGUCAUCGACGCGCCGCAGUCUGUCAUAGAUCUAUCCACUACAGGAACCGGAAUCAGCUUAAACCCCCAUCAAACUCAGCAGCCCGCACAGUUCAUCAACACAAAUGCAGCCAAUGAAAAUCCACAGAUCCUGGAGAAAAGCAACACAGAUUAUAUGUCCAUGAGUGCCCCUGCUCCAACAAUCAUGAUGCCGUCUGCUAACGCUUUGCCAGCACAAGUUCAGAGCCUUCAAUCUCAGCAUGGAAUUCUGGACGACUUUUCCUCAAAUGGCAUUCCGAGGCAAGAAAGUGCAAAUAAGACACUGGUCACUCCUGCAGAAUUCAAUGUUCGAAUGGAGCAUAUCCCAGCAAUCAUUGCAGCUAAUCCGGACAAGAAAAUCACGAUAUUGCCCUCCACUGAUGGUGCUAUGCAGCCUUCUAUUGUCAAAAUCUCCACCGACAAAGGCUAUAUAGAGCUGCCUUGUGGAAUGGAAGGGAAACUUGUGCCUAUUGUUUCAACUUCCAAUUUCACCUUUUCCUCUACAAAUGCAAUAAACACUACAUAACAUUUGUUGGGGGAAAUCGCAUUAAUUAUUACCUCAUUAUAUGCUUUAACUGGUCUGUUAAGAAUCAAGUAAUAGUGUGAUAUUAAGUAAUGUAUUGAUCGUUCAAUUUCAUUUUCUAACUGAGUUUCUCGAAAGUGUUCUGAAUCGUUGUAUACUUCUAUAUAUAAUUCAUUGUUAUCUGUUUUAAUUGAAGUUGUUUUUAUUAUUGUCAUAUGUGCUUGUGCAGGAAUGAUGAUGAAUAAAUUAUAUACAUAAUUAU
Molecule: messenger RNA, 2570 nt
Organism: Magallana angulata
Lineage: Eukaryota; Metazoa; Mollusca; Bivalvia; Ostreida; Ostreidae
Product: zinc finger protein 90 homolog
Exons: 11
Coding region: 185-2311 (708 amino acids)
Biological process (GO): central nervous system development; positive regulation of transcription by RNA polymerase II
Cellular component (GO): nucleus
Molecular function (GO): RNA polymerase II cis-regulatory region sequence-specific DNA binding; DNA-binding transcription activator activity, RNA polymerase II-specific
Source: RefSeq, a predicted model, not a curated record